CCUCGAGAAUAUUGACGAAAUGAAGUCUUAUGAUUGGUGUGGCGCAGCAAAACAACAUCUUACAAGAUCAAUAGCACGCAACAUCAACCAAAUUGAUAGAGUGUGCGGAUGUGUGAUCAUCUUAUUGUAUUGGAUAUGUGAGCAUACAAAGAUCAUCAAACCAAAUGACAAGAACGCAAUCCCAAGAUUUGAAAAAUGGAACAUCACACAUCUGGGAGAACAAUUGGCAAAGUCAUCCUUGCAUGAUCUGAAACAUAUUGAGUAUUGGAUAUGCGAACACACAAGCACCAUCAAACCCAAUGCCAAAAAUGCAAUCCCAAGAUUUACUAAAUGGAACAUCACACGUUUGGGACAGCAAUUGGAAAGUUCAUCCUUGCAAGAUCUAAAAGAUAUUGUUGUAUGCAAUGCUAACCUUUGUUUUGUUUAAACAAAUGAUAAAUUUUCUUAUGCAGUGAUAAAUUUUUGUUCACACUGAUAAAUUUAUUUAAUUUUCCUAAUUGAGUGACAAAUUUCCCUUAGUAUACCUAAUUGAGUAAUAAAUUCUUUUACGCAGUGAAUGUUUUUCUAUUUGUCUAAUGUGCAUGAGUUUUGUUUCAUAUUUACUUUAUUUGUGUCACUUUAUAUUCGACUAGAAUUCAUUAGGUUUCUGUAUUGAUAA
Camellia sinensis is the source of this 658-nucleotide messenger RNA. The record is from RefSeq and is a predicted model, not a curated record. NCBI's taxonomy places the organism in Eukaryota, Viridiplantae, Streptophyta, Magnoliopsida, Ericales, Theaceae.